Messenger RNA from Trematosphaeria pertusa, 3132 nucleotides. Its product is annotated as Cullin-domain-containing protein. The record is from RefSeq and is a predicted model, not a curated record. The coding region runs from base 210 to 2714 and encodes 834 amino acids. Gene Ontology annotation, molecular function: ubiquitin protein ligase binding. Gene Ontology annotation, biological process: ubiquitin-dependent protein catabolic process; protein ubiquitination. The transcript is spliced from 4 exons. Lineage: Eukaryota; Fungi; Ascomycota; Dothideomycetes; Pleosporales; Trematosphaeriaceae. Gene Ontology annotation, cellular component: Cul3-RING ubiquitin ligase complex.
CUUCCACCACCACACUCCGCACGCCGCCAGUCACUCGCUCCGCUGGGCCUGGGGAUAUCGCCUCCGACUUCUCUCCCCGUUUAGCAUUCAGCCUAGAGCAGCGCAUACCCAACCCCCACGGCCAGCCUAUCUCCGUACCUGGUUCCGGUCAAGACCCCCGCCCCGGCUUCAAGUUUGAUAUCUGGUAAAAGCUCCGAAAAUCAACAAAGAUGAUUGCGGGGAGAGGUCGCCAGCGGAUACGCCCGCCACGGAGGGGUCUGCACGGCGAUGAAAUCGAUUUCGAGAACACUUGGGCUAUUAUCGAAGCCGCGUUCCGCGAGAUACACACCAAGAACGCAUCCCGGCUAUCGUACGAGGAGCUUUACCGGCAUGCCUAUAGGAUAGUGCUCAAGAAGAAGGGCGAGGAACUGUACAGGAAGGUCCACGAGUUCGAGAAAAAGUGGCUGAGCAGCGAAGUCCGCAGCGCUAUCCAACAGCUGCUGUCCCCGAACUUGUUGGCGAACACGCACAGCGUCGGCGGCACUACCACUAACGAGCGCCGCGUGGCGGGCGAGAAGUUCCUCAAGGGCCUAAAGCAGGCAUGGGGCGACCACCAAGUGUGCAUGAGCAUGCUUGCAGACGUGCUUAUGUAUAUGGAUCGCGUAUAUUGUCAGGACCAUCGUCGUCCGUCAAUAUACACUGCUGCCAUGGUUCUCUUCCGCGACGAGAUAUUGAACUCGCCCACCUCCGAGAGCGACGACCGCCUCAUACUCGGUCUCCUUGACCACGUCAUUCUGGAGCAAAUACAGAUGGAGCGCGACGGGGAUGUAAUAGACAAGCACCUCAUCAAGUCCUGCGUGCAUAUGCUCGAUGGCUUGCACGCAGACGACAUGGAGUCGGAAGAGCAGCGCCUCUACAAUGUGUCCUUUGAGCUGGCAUACCUGAACACGAGCAGGGAUUUCUACCGGAAUGAAGCAGAACUGCUGCUCCGCGACUCCGACGCCGGCGCCUACUGCAAACACGCGCGGCGGCGCAUCAAUGAGGAGGAGGACCGCUGCAGGUCGACGCUGUUGGAGGCCACUAUGCCCAAGAUCCAGAAGGUGGUGGAAGACGAGCUGAUCAAGAACCGAAUCCACGAGCUGGUCGAGAUGGAGAGCGGCGUUUGCUUCAUGAUCGAUAAUGACAGACUGGACGAGCUGAACCUCAUUUACGAUCUCAAUGCCCGCGUCGACGAUAAGAAGUCGGAGGUCACCCGAGCCAUUCAGAAGCGCAUUGUGGACAUGGGCACCGAAAUUAACAACGACGCUAUCGCCGCAUCGCAAGCGUCCGCAUCCACAUCCACGUCCGCCCCCGCCCCCUCCGAUGCUGGAGACAAAGGCAAGGGCGCAGCACAGGAGAAGACUCUCAAUCAGCAGACGGUCGCCGCCAUCAAGUGGGUGGAGGAUGUUUUGAUGUUGAAAGACAAAUUCGAUAGGAUCUGGCGAGAUUCCUUCCAAACCGAUAAUCUGCUGCAGACCGCCAUGACGCGAAGUUUCGCCGACUUUAUCAACUCGCCGACGUUCCCUCGAUCGUCGGAAUACAUCUCGCUGUUCAUCGAUGAGAACAUGAAGAAGGGCAUCAAAGGCAAGACGGAAAUGGAGAUCGAUCUCCUCCUUGAGAAGGCCAUCGUCCUGCUACGGUACGUGCAGGACAAGGAUCUAUUCGAGCGCUACUACAAGAAGCACCUGUGCCGACGCCUCCUCAUGAACAAGUCUAUCUCGAACGAGGUCGAGAAGCAGAUGAUCUCGAAGAUGAAGAUCGAGCUAGGAAACAAUUUUACCAUGAAGCUAGAAGCCAUGUUCAAGGAUAUGACCAUAUCCGAAGAACUCACGGUUGGAUACAAGCGACAUGUCGAAGGCCUCGGCGACAGGGAUCCGAAGCGCAUAGAACUCGCCAUCAACGUCCUCACCAGCAUGACUUGGCCUAUGGAGACGAUAGGCGGCUCAGGCGAGGAUGAUGCGGGAAGGCGGCCCAAGUGCAAUUUCCCGCCGGCUGUGGAAAAGGUCAAGCGCGGUUUCGAGAAGUUCUACAGCGAGAAGCAUUCCGGACGACAGCUCACCUGGCUUCCAAAUAUGGGCUCCGCCGACAUCAAGGCCGUGUUUCCCAAGGUCCCGCAGAAGGACGGAUCGUACAAAGAGCGUCGCCACGAACUCAACGUCUCAACCUACGGCAUGGUCAUCUUGCUGCUGUUCAACGAGCUUCCUGCAGACCAGUACCUCACCUUUGAGGAGAUUCAGGCCCAGACGAAUAUUCCCCAUAACGACCUGGUACGCAACCUGCAGUCACUAGCUGUGGCGCCCAAGACACGCAUCUUGAUCAAGGAGCCCAUGACCAAGGAUGUGAAAAUCAGCGACAGGUUCUACUUCAACGAAAGCUUCAAGGCUGGUUUCGUCAAGAUCAAGGUCGGCGUCGUUAGUAGCGGCAACAAGGUCGAGAGCGACCGCGAACGACGUGAGACCGAGAAGAAGAAUGAUGAUUCGCGCAACUUCUGCAUUGAGGCUGCUGUGGUGCGAAUCAUGAAGCAACGCAAGGAGCUUCCUCAUCAACAGCUGGUCCUCGAGACCAUCAACCAGCUCGCGGCCCAGUUUAAGCCCGAGGUCAACAUGAUUAAGAAGCGUAUUGAAUCCCUGAUCGAGCGCGAGUAUCUCGAGCGCAUUGAAGGCGCGAAAAUCGACUCAUAUCGGUAUCUGGCGUAACGAAGCAUAUCUCCUCGACCAUCACCGUCGGGCGUUCGGCGCACAUUUUCGCAUUUGGCGGUUUGACCUUAGCGUCAUGCAUCGCGUGGGAGGGUUGCGGUUCUCCCGGUGGGUUUACCAAAGGUUGGGCACAUAAGGGCAUGGCGUUCUUGCGCAGCGUUGUGGUCGUCUUGUAGGGACGAGUCAUCCAUCGCAUUUUGGCUGAAUGGUGGAGCACAUGGUGUAUAUCUAGGGCAAAGACAUGUUAGCAAUUUAAGAUACCGGCAUCGAGGCCUAUGGUCCUCUGUUAAUGGGAGACGUCUAUCUACUUCGCGGCGAUUCGGUACUACGGGCUCCACGGUCAGCGACGACUACUUGACUGGAAUGCUUGAAUGAUUCAGAGUCGCGCAAUGAAUAAUGCGGGUGUGUAUGAUUCAUC